GGGCCUCGGGCGGAGCAAGUGGUGCUACCGACGAGGGUGGUCUAGGCAACCGAGGGGGAAGGAAGAAAAAAAAAAAAAGAAAAUUUUGAGCAUCCGGAUAUCUCUUUUGAGAGAGAGGAAGGAUGAGCAAGAGCGUCGAACUGCUCGCCAGUUCCGAGGAUGCCGAGCCGGUGGAUGACGAACCCAACGCCAACGACCCUAGUGGCGCGCGGCUAAACCUGAACGGCAGCCGGCAGCUGUCCCGCAGCGCGACCGAGUUACGUGAGCGGUCGCGCAAGAGCGGCGGCGAGAGCUCCUCGGCGGGACGAUCACCGGAGCAUCGGCGCGUCCGCACGACGACCUCGAGCUCGGCCGGUGGUAGCGCCGAGCACGGGGUCCUGCAGCGCCUGCGGCAACAGCACCGGCACAUAUCCGUGGCCCAGCGCACCCACACGUUCUUCGCCACUUUGAAGUCGCACUGGGUCAAGAGUCGCGCCAAGGACUCGCGCAAGAAAACCAGGGACCCCGCGGACUACAAGGCUGGCUCGGGCUCGAAUCAAGAUUCCGAUUACGCGGCCGAUUACUCUUCCGAGCACAGUCGCAGUUCUUCGGCCACCCAGAGCCCGGCUAGGCACUACCUAAAUCAUCCUGAAUCCCCACUGGCGCGCUCGAGCCGAGACAAAGUAGUGACGCUGCAGGAAGAUGGCUCGGGUCGCUGCAGCGACGGUUCGCCCAAGAUCCAUCAGCAUCCGUCCGUACCACCCCCACCUCCUCCCACGUCUUCCACCAGCACGCUACAAAACGACCAACAACAGCACAAUGAGGGGGACAGCGAGGGGGUGCCUACGGGGAUCUUGCAGGACGAGGUCGCGAGGAAACGCGAGCUGGCCCUCCGGCAGUACGCGUUUUUUCAGCUCAGGCUGCACUUGAGGCGGGGCGCAAGCCUCGUUGCCAUGGAUCGAUGCGGAGCCAGCGAUCCUUAUGUAAAAAUCAAAUGCGCCGGUCGCUUAUUGCACAAGUCGCGCACGGUUCAUCGAGAUUUGAAUCCGGUGUGGGACGAGAGCGUUACAUUGCCGAUUGAGGAUCCCUUCCAACCUCUUAAUUUUAAGGUUUUCGAUUACGAUUGGGGCUUGCAAGACGAUUUCAUGGGCGCGGCCUUAUUGGAUUUAACGCAGCUGGAAUUAGGACAGCAAAAAGACAUUACGUUGGAACUAAAGGAUCCCAACAGGCCGCGGCAACAUCUGGGAGAGAUAUUCAUUUCUGCCACCCUCUGGCCAAGAAACCAGCAAGAAAAAGAACAGUACUUCCAGAAGAGCAGCCGGCUGGCAGACGUUAACAGAAAACUAAAGUCCCAGAUAUGGAGCUCGGUCGUAACGAUCGUCCUUGUCGAGGCGAAAAAUUUGUUGCCAAUGGACAUCGACGGCCUCUCGGAUCCUUACGUCAAGUUUCGCCUAGGCUCGGAAAAGUACAAAUCGAAGGUGGCGAACAAAACGCUGAGCCCCGUGUGGCUGGAACAGUUCGACCUUCACCUUUACGAGGACCCGUACCUCGGCCAAGAACUCGAGGUGACCGUGUGGGACCGGGACCGCAGCCACCAGGACGAUCUGAUGGGCAGGGUGGUCAUCGACUUGGCCGCCCUCGAGCGUGAAACGACCCACCGGCUGUGGCGCGAGCUAGAGGACGGUGCUGGUAGUAUUUUUCUUUUGUUGACCAUCAGCGGUACCACGGCUAGCGAGACGAUCAGUGACUUGGCGGCGCACGAGGACACACCACGCGAGCGGUCGCAGAUGAUUCAGCGAUACGCGCUCGCUAACACGCUGCAAAGGAUACGGGACGUUGGGCAUUUGACGAUCAAGGUAUAUCGAGCGCAAGGAUUGGCCGCGGCGGACUUGGGUGGCAAGAGCGAUCCAUUCUGCGUUCUCGAACUUGUCAAUUCGAGGCUGCAGACCCAGACGGAGUACAAAACUUUGGCACCCAAUUGGCAGAAGAUAUUUACUUUCAACGUGAAAGACAUAAACUCGGUGCUAGAAAUAACCGUGUACGACGAGGACCGCGAUCACAAGGUCGAGUUUUUGGGCAAGGUGGCGAUACCUCUGUUGAAGGUGCGCAACGGUGAGAAGCGCUGGUACGCUCUGAAGGACAAAAAACUGAGAUGCCGGGCCAAGGGCAACAGUCCCCAGAUAUUGCUCGAAUUGACAGUGGUUUGGAAUAUGUUGCGCGCCUGUGUCCGGACCCUCAAUCCCAAGGAGAAGAAAUACAUGGAGCCCGAGGUCAAGUUCAAACGGCAGGUCUUCCUUAGAAACGUUAUGAGGCUGAAGGCGAUAAUCGUCAUUUUCAUCGAUUUGAGCAAAUACAUACAGAGCUGCUGGGAGUGGGAGAGCAAGCUGCGAAGCAUCAUAGCCCUUGUGCUCUUCAUCGUUGGUGUCUACUACUUCGAGCCUUACAUGAUACCGACAGCUGCUCUGCUCAUUUUGUUCAAGUAUUACGUGGUAGCUGUUUUGACUGGAGCUCCUCUUCCCCAUCAGAUCACCGUUCACGUCCAAGAGUCGAUGGACGGGGGAUCGGAUGACGGCCCGACCACCCCUGGAGACGACGAUGACGACGACGAUGAUAAGGAUAAGGAGGAGAAAAAGAGCUUGAAGGAGCGUCUACAGGCGAUACAGGAGGUUACCCAAACCGUGCAAAACUCGAUCGGCUACAUAGCCAGUCUGUGCGAGCGGGUGAAGAACCUGUUCAACUUCACCGUACCCUACCUGAGCUACCUCGCGAUGUUCAUAGUGAUAUGUGCAUCGGUGGUGUUUUACUUCAUACCCAUAAGGUAUCUCAUACUCGGCUGGGGUGUCAACAAGUUUGCCCGGAAAAUCAUCAGGCCCCACUCGGUGCCCAACAACGAACUACUCGAUCUCAUAUCUAGGGUACCGGAUGACGAGGAAUUGCUCAACUAUAGAGAGCUGAAAUCAGUACCAACGACCGACUGCGAGAGCACAGUGGGAAGCGGUGGCGGGCACCCGGGCGCCGGUGCGGGCUCGAGUCGCCGGGAGUUGCGCAAGCGCCAUCAAAAGCAGGCCGCGUAGCAGCAGUACGUCCCGCGGCCGGACGUCGCGGGCCUCAGGGCGCACGGCAACCUCAAGAGGUCCCUGCUGCGCCAGAAAUUUGACUACCUGCGCCAGCGCAUGGGCUCAACCGAAAAGCCGGACGCGCCCGAUCUCGACUGACGAGCGACGCCCCCUUUCGAGGCUGUCGCUCUGGUUGCUUCGAACGCAAAAGUUGUUAUCAUCGUUUUUUUAUCGUUAUGAUAAUUGUUGUAUUCACAAUCGUUCGUGUGGGUUGCCGGGCUUGUGCGUUGUGCUAGGGUUAAUUUGGAAAUCGACGCAGGCAUGGACAGGUUGUUGUUCUUGGUGUGGUUGGUCGAUUGCGAAGUUUGCCUCUGAUCGAUGACGAGCCAAAGUCGUUUUUAAAUAUGGUCACGUCUGUCGUCGAUUUCGGUGGUUUUGUUUAUUUUAAUCCCAAUGUCAGGGGUGUUUUGUGAUACCUGAAAGCUCAAUUUUUUAUGGUGGAUACUUAUAAUCACAACAGGAAAACGAUCGCAAUUGUUUGCUGUGAGCAGACACAGUUGGUUAAUGUUUUUCCAUGUAUUCAUGUUUUUGCCAAGUCAUAGCAAUGGUUACAAAAGUUACUGUGAAUAGGUUUUUUUUUUUUUUUUUAGAAAUCAAGGCUUAUUAAUUGAAAUAUCCGCUGUUACUGUUUCACAAAAUAUUCGUUGAAAAAAUCUAUCGAUGAUCAAAAUUGAUACAUAACGCUGAAAUAAAAAAUUUUUUGGAUUCAGAUUUUUUUAAUAUGUAUUUUACGUACAAGAAUUUUCAUUUAGAAUGCGUCAAGGAUUUAAAAAAAUUCCUUUCUCAGUUAAACAAAGUGAAAAAAUAAACCAUCUG
Copidosoma floridanum is the source of this 3911-nucleotide messenger RNA. It is a transcript of the gene Mctp, whose product is annotated as multiple C2 domain and transmembrane region protein. Gene Ontology annotation, molecular function: calcium ion binding. Gene Ontology annotation, biological process: regulation of neurotransmitter secretion. The record is from RefSeq and is a predicted model, not a curated record. Lineage: Eukaryota; Metazoa; Arthropoda; Insecta; Hymenoptera; Encyrtidae. Gene Ontology annotation, cellular component: synaptic vesicle membrane.